Molecule: messenger RNA, 1937 nt
Organism: Chiloscyllium plagiosum (whitespotted bambooshark)
Lineage: Eukaryota; Metazoa; Chordata; Chondrichthyes; Orectolobiformes; Hemiscylliidae
Gene: b4galt2
Product: beta-1,4-galactosyltransferase 2
Biological process (GO): carbohydrate metabolic process
Cellular component (GO): Golgi apparatus
Molecular function (GO): galactosyltransferase activity
Source: RefSeq, a predicted model, not a curated record
GAUCAACGGAGAGGUAAAGACAAACAAAGAUUUAUUCCUAGUAGGAGAUGUAUCGGUGCUACAUUUUGCAGUGGGAAAACAGGUAGUACUUGGAAUGGACAGAAGCUCUGGAAGAUAAGCUAAUGUGCUGCUCCACUGACUUGCUGUGUACAGAAAAUGUCCAGACUGAUGUUAGGGAAGACUUUGGAAAGAAUAUGCAAAGCGGUACUCUUGUUGUGUCUUGUGCACUUUCUUAUAAUGACCAUCUUCUACUUGGACAUCUACACCCAAAGGUUUGACAUAUUCAGCCGCUUUAAUACUAGGAAUUUCUCCAAGGUGCAUCAAUACUUUAACAUCUCAAAGCCCAAUGGGACCUCACUGACAUUCCUGGGGAACGAAGAUCACUUUGUGUCGAGCAGGAAGUUGGACCAUAACCUUACAGUCACGAAGAAGCCUUUACCGAUGUGCCCUGAUGUUCCACCGGGGUUAGUUGGAAGAUUGCUGAUAGAAUUCAACUCACUGAUGACAAUGGAGAAAGUUCAGCGGGAGAAUCCAGAUGUACGAAUGGGUGGCAAAUACAAGCCUUCAGACUGCAUCGCUAAGCAAAGAGUUGCCAUCAUAAUUCCAUUCAGGCACAGGGAACAUCAUUUGAAGUUCUGGCUGCAUUACUUACACCCCAUUCUACGCAGGCAGAAGAUCAACUAUGGAAUUUAUAUUAUAAACCAGCACGGUGAAGGCAUGUUUAACCGAGCAAAGUUGCUGAAUAUUGGCUACAUAGAAGUGCUGAAGGAUGAAGAAUAUGACUGUUUUGUAUUCAGUGAUGUGGACUUGAUUCCCAUGGAUGACAGAAACCUGUACCACUGCUAUGACCAGCCACGACAUUUUGCCAUUGCAAUGGACAAAUUUGGAUUCAGGUUGCCGUACAGUGGCUACUUUGGUGGGGUGUCAGGACUGAGCAAGGAGCAAUUUUUAAAAAUUAAUGGCUUCCCUAAUGAAUACUGGGGCUGGGGUGGUGAAGAUGAUGAUAUUUACAACAGAAUAACACUGAAAGGUAUGAAAGUGUCCCGACCAGACUCCAAGAUUGGAAAAUACCGAAUGAUAAAGCAUGAACGAGAUAAGCACAACGAGCCCAACCCCCAGAGGUUUACAAAAAUCCAGAACACUAAAGUUACAAUGAAGCAAGAUGGGAUCAACUCCUUGAAAUACAAACUGGUGAAUGUAGCCAAAUACCCGAUGUACACAAACAUCACAGUGGACAUUGGCACACCACCACCUCGGCCUUCAAGAGGAUAGCAGGUCAUACUGUUCUUAAGGUGGUUCUCCUGGUCCAUUAGCCUCACAAUGGACAAUCUUCCAAUCUAUCUUUCUCCAUUUUUCUCGUUCUGUCUCUCCAAAGAAUUAUGGUGACUAAAUUACAAAAAUAAAACUAACAAAGCGUGUGAAGGCGAGCAGAAUGGAAAAGGUCCUCUUGCUGUAUGAAGUGGCUAAAAUACUGCCUUCUACAAUUAAGAGAUGUAAACAAGAUGAGACCUGGAUACACUAAUCUGGGAGCAUUUGUUGUUCUUAAGAUGUUUUUGUGUGAAAUCAAGUGGGAAAUGCAGCUCUAUACAAUCUCUUUAGUACUCUUUAACAAAAUUCUUGGUCUGUUUUAAGAUGGCUUCCUCUAACAAAAAUAAACUUAGUCUGUUUGGAUCUGGUUCUCUGAAGGAUCAUUGCAACUGAACUUAAUGCCAGAUUACUUUUGUUUUUGGUAAGACCUUAUCUACAAGAAGAUGUGCCUGCAAGGUCAUUAUGGGUCACAAUGGUUUUUAACUCUUUGACUGCUGAAUAUUCUUUGCAGCUUUAAGAAUUACUGUAUGCUCAUGUUUUCUACCAUAUAACAUAAGAAGUUUCUUGUAAAUUUCUAAUAUUGAAUGUUACAAAGUUAUUAAAAAAUAAAGCAAUUAAAGGAAAACAAA